This is a messenger RNA of Planococcus citri (citrus mealybug), 5591 nucleotides long. It is a transcript of the gene zfh1, whose product is annotated as Zn finger homeodomain 1. The record is from RefSeq and is a predicted model, not a curated record. The coding region runs from base 484 to 3588 and encodes 1034 amino acids. Gene Ontology annotation, biological process: regulation of DNA-templated transcription. NCBI's taxonomy places the organism in Eukaryota, Metazoa, Arthropoda, Insecta, Hemiptera, Pseudococcidae. Gene Ontology annotation, molecular function: RNA polymerase II cis-regulatory region sequence-specific DNA binding; DNA-binding transcription factor activity, RNA polymerase II-specific. The transcript has 9 exons.
AUAUCAGUUACUGUUAGUUUACACCGAUCGCGUAACAAAGAUCGUUGGCGUUUAUAUCGCUCUUUUUCUCUCUUAUCUUCUUUUAUUUCUCUAUCUUCUCUUAUUUUCACGUCUAUCACUUCCGCCUUCCUCUACCCUCUCCCUCUCCUGUCUCACUUUCUUCUCAACUUUUUUUUCUCAAAAUCUGUAAAUUUCGCCGCUGCUUCCUCCCUUUCUCUCAUCUCACUUUUCGUCUGCAAAGUUGUUUCGUUAUUACUCAAAACCGAUUACCACCUGAUAAAAUUCGAGUGACCGAUUCUUCGAGGUAUUUUUUUCGUUCGUGUCCGACUGCAAUUUUUUUUUUCGAUGUUGGUGUGAUUUUGUUGUUGUUGCGCGAAUUUAUGACGGAAUUAUUUUGGGUAAUUUUUGGACUAACUUAAUGGGAGGAGUGAUAGUGGUGCAUUGGACGUCUUGGACUAGUGUGUGUUGUUCAUCUUUUGUGCAAUGGAUGCCUUUCCCAAAUCAGUCAUUGUUCGGACUCGUCGGAAACAGACUAAACCUCAACGGAAAAAAAUGGAUGCCGAAUACGAAGACAUGGAUGACUUACAUGGCGAAAGUUCACUGCCUGAGAGCGACGUAAUGAGUCCGGAUUCCAAUCAUAAUUUACAACUGACGUGCAACGAGAGAGCAACCGCUGCCAUAACUGCCAAAUUCGCUCAUAUUAGAAACGGAUCGAUUGAAGAUGAUCAACAGCAAGCGAUGAUGGAAGCGAUCGAGGCGAUGGAAUCCAUCAAAGUGAUGAAUGGUAUCAAGCAUGCGGAUGAUAGUUUUGAUUGUGAGUCACAAGAUGGUCAGCCGUCGUCGCAGAAGGACUAUAUGGCUGAUACACCCAGUUCUGAUCUCGUGAUAGAUGAGCGGUCGUUGGGAAGUCAGAGUAUUGCGAGGUCUGAUUCGCCCGAUUUGGAUAGCUGUCUCAAGUUGGAUGAUACUGAUAAAGUUCCUUUGACACCCUCGGUGACCAGUAAUCCUGUAUUUAAAGAGAGUUUGCCUUUUGACAAUUCAUCAUCGGGUGAACCUGAAUCGUCGGACUAUUCUUCGGCUGUGAAAUGUCCACAUUGUUUUAAGAAUUUCGUAUCGUACGAUGUACUAAAAGAACAUUUACAAAUAUGUCGACCCGAUAGACCAGUCGCUUAUCCUUGCGUACAAUGCAAUGCAGCAUUCUCAACCCGAGAUCAGCUGGAUAAACACGAGCAACUCCAUUCUCCUAAUGCUCAAGUGGUCCCUGAUCAAGUAUCAAAUCACUCUUGCCAUUUGUUCAAAUCGUGUAAAGUAUGCAACAAAACUUUCGCAAAUGUGUACAGACUUCAAAGACACAUGAUUAGUCACGACGAAAGCGCAGUUUUACGUAAAUUCAAAUGUCCACAUUGUGAAAAAGCCUUCAAAUUCAAACAUCAUUUAAAAGAACACAUUCGUAUCCACAGCGGUGAAAAACCAUUCGAAUGUAACAACUGCGGCAAACGAUUCUCGCAUUCUGGAUCGUAUUCGAGUCACAUGACAUCGAAAAAAUGCCUAAUAAUGAAUUUAAAAGUCAGCAAUCGUAAUAGAAACAACGACACGAAGGUGUCGAACGGACCUCAACAACAAACCGCUACCAAUUACCCGCCCAGCAAUCGUAUUAGUCCCAGUAAACAGAAAUCAAUUACUAAUUUAGCCAACAACAUCAACAACAAUAAUAAUAACAACACUAAUAAUAAUAAUAAAAACACCGCCAACAACAACAAUAACAACAAUAAUAUCUUAUUCGCACCGAUAUUACCAAAGUACAACGAAGGUCACGGUAUACUGAUCCCUAAUUACGCGAAUUCUGCAGCCAUCUCGAACAACCUGCAUUCGUUCUAUUUGCCCUCCAGUUUGACGAUGAAUCAGCAUAAUUUGCCUUACGCGUUUCCGCCGUCGUUGAGCCAUUUGCUGGAGCAAUUCUCGAUGACACCGUUGAACGUCAAUUACCAAGAGAGUAAAGAUCGAGGCGAAGAUGGCGUUUUGCAGAACGGCGACGUAAUCAAAAAAGAGUCGAAGUCCGAAGAAGAAGACGAAGACGUGUCGAUGAAAUCGCCUCAGUCUAUGGAUGAGAAACGUCCGGAUUUAGAAGCAGUCAAACGUAUCCUAGAAACCGUCAACGUUAAUGUUACCAAACACCUUUUCGGCAGCGCUAAUAUACCGACGAAAUUAUCCUCGGCGUCGUGCAGUUCGGGUUGCCCGAGUAUAUCUAGCGAAGUUCCAUCGCCCGCAGUCGACGAACAGUCGACGACCAACGAACACUGCUGUAAAUUCUGUUCUGCAAGUUUGGGUUCGUAUGACGAACUACAACAGCAUGAGAAACACUGCGGCUGCAACAGAGAGGAAAAGAAACCCGAAGGAUUGGCUGCUAAAUUAGUAGAUGUCGUUUCCAAUCACCGGGAAGAAACCAACGGUACGUCGAAUUGUAACAGCGACAGUGAAGAAGAUACGCCAGGCUGUGGAAAAGAGUACAUGAUGACCGAAGACGAGGACUCUGAAACAAUGGACAGUCGUAAAGUACGCGUACGUUCGCAAAUCUCCGAAGAACAUCUCAUCAUCCUAAAACAAUACUACGCCCUUAAUCCGCGACCCAAACGCGAAGAAUUGGAAAACAUCUCCCAAAAGGUCGGCUUCCCUGUACGAGUUGUCCAGGUUUGGUUUCAAAAUAACCGAGCUCGAGAUCGCCGAGAAGGGAAAUUAGUCUACUCUCAAUACAAGUCAACGUAUCCGUCGUUCGCUCUCACUUCGCUGAAUCCGAACACGGAGUUCUACUCUUCGCCUACUUCGUCACCGCAGAUCUCAACCGAUCAGCCUUUAGAUUUAUCUACGAAAAAAUCAUUCAACUCUAGUCCAAUGACAUCGCCGUAUCGAUACGAUUCGGACGAAUGCGGCGCCGUAAACUUAUCCCGAAAGUCACCGUCCGUACAUCAGAAUAAUGUGCAAUAUGGCGAACGCAAUCAGACACCUCCGUUGAUCGAUAAUAAACUGUCUAGAGGGUUACCGCAGAGAAAUCUUACGCCUAAUGGUACUCCGGCAGGUUAUUUUUCAAUGGAUCGUAUUAUUUAUGUUAAUUCGUCUCAAUCACCGGUUACAUCCAGUAGUCCUAACUACAAUGGUAGUUGUAGUCCGAAUUCGUCUGAUUCGUGGAAACAGGAUUUCCUGAAUUCCAACGAAAGCCACGACAUGAAAUUUGGCGAAGACUCGAUCGACGGCCAAACAAUCGUCACGCCUACGAAGAAAGCUAAGCUAAAUUGUAACGCGGUCGAUUCAGAAAUAGAGGGUCAGUUCUCGUGUGAAUUUUGUGACAAAACUUUUACAAAACAAAGCUCUUUAGCAAGACAUAAUUAUGAGCAUUCAGGUCAACGGCCGCACAAAUGUGAUAUCUGUACGAAAGCUUUUAAGCACAAACAUCACUUAGUCGAGCAUAAACGUUUGCACAGCGGUGAGAAGCCAUUUCAAUGUACAAAAUGUCUAAAAAGAUUUUCACAUUCGGGAUCCUACAGCCAACACAUGAAUCACAGAUUUUCCUACUGUAAGCCUUACAGAGAAUAGGCUAAAAGUCAAAUUCGCCCUUAUUUCAGCGAUGAUUCAUCUCAUUCCAUUAAUGUGUCUUAUUUUUACUUCUCUAAUUAAGCUUUAUUACUCGUAUCAAUUCUCUUUUUUUUUCUCGUCUAAUUUUUAUUGUUUAAUGUUUAACGGAACUUUAUCAUUUUCCUUCUUUUUCUCAUUACCUAUAUUUUACUCGUGCCAUUUGCUUACUAUCUCUUUCUCUCUUUUUUUUCUAGUUUUCUUAAGCUUACCAAAUAUUUUUUUAUUGCAUUUUUUUCAAAAUGUGCGAGUGCAAUAGGUUUUUAAAGGUUAUAGAGUUGAAAAUUAUUUUUAAAAUCGAUUAAAUUUGAUUACAUUGUGAUAUUUUAUAAUUAUUUAUGUAUUAUUUAUCUAAUUAUUAUUUAUGAAAUCUGCGUAUAAAUUCUGGAACAAAAAAAAAUCUCCAAUUUUGUAAUUAGUGAGAAGGAAAUUCAAAAAUCGAUUUACUUAAAAAAUUAUCAUUGUUUUUGAUCGAGUAUAACUUUUUAAUAUUGAAAUUCGCGACAGUAUUUUAUGUAUUAAAUUAAAAUUCACUAUUAUUAUUGUUUUUGAAUUAUUGACCUCGUACCUGUUACAGAAUAUUAUUGUAAGUAGUAAUAUUUAUUACCUACGUCCUGAUUUUUUUUUUUUUUUUUACUUAACGUUGUUUUAAAUUUACUUAUUUUUAUAGGGCAUGUUUCGCAAUAGUUACAAAUACUAAAUUUUGUAUAAAAUACGUCUAGAACGUGUAUCUAUUCCGGCGAUUGUUACCAAAAAAAAUCAAAAUAGGUACGUAUUUAUGUGUUUUUGGUUAAUGUGUGUUCCUUUUUGACGCAACAGCCUUACAUACUGUGAUAGAUAAAAAUCUGUAUCCAGUUUUCAACGAAAUUGAAAUCCGCUGAAUAUGUUACACCAUUUGUACUAUAUUAUAUAUUUUUUUUUAUACUUAAAAAACAAAAUGUAAUCGAGUGAGCUUAUAUUUUUAUUUAAGAACGCAUUGAUGCUAAAAAAAAAAAUUGAUGUAAAUAUAUGUAAAAACAAAAAAAAAAUAGGUAAAAAACACAAAAAAAAUCCGUAUUUGAUUAAUUAAUCUCUACAUUUAUAUAGUCAAUAGAAUAUAUCGUUUGUGAUUUUGUAUAUGUAUACAAUAUACAUACCGAAAUGGAACAAUUUUUUUGAACGUCUUCCAUUAACAAGCUCCGGUUUUUGAAAUAGUCCUAAUGUGAUACCUUUUUACGUUAAACGUAAAUCUCUUCUAAAUUGUUAAAUUUUAUAAGUAUUUAUUUUGUAUGAGAGAGCAAAGGGAAAAAAAGGUCACACAUUGUUCUGCUUUUAGAAGAAUUAAAACUUCACCAACAGCUCUAGUCAGUUAAAAUUUAAAUUUUCAUCUAUGUUAAAUUUAUUUGUGUAUUUAUAAGAUUUUUUCCGAAUGUUAAUUUUUUUAUUAUUAUAUUCUUCCCCGAAAUAUUUGAUGACAAUAAUUGGACGGAAUUACCUACCUUAUAAUCUUUGUACAUGUGUAUAUUUUUUUUUUAAUGGAAAAGAAGUGUAUAUUUUCGCAUACAGCAGUAUUUACGUAUUACGAAAUUUUUGGAUUACUAUCUAUAUUUGUUUUUUGAUGCUUGAAAAUGAAUAGUUUAUAGACUUUAAGUUGUACUUCGCGACGAAAAUAUAUAUUUUAUGAUGAAUUGAAUUACUUCGAGCAUUGUUAAGCUUAUUGUAUAAAUUUUUUGUAGGUUGGAAAUGAUUUUUAAUGAAUACCUCGUCGUGAUUACGAUAUGUAUUAUUUUUUUUUAAUUUAUUACUAUUUUUUUUUUUUUUUUUUUUUUUUGAAUUGAAUUGAUUUGAUUUGUAAGUAUACAUUCAGAUAUGCCAUUUUACUAUACUAAAAUAUUUCCAGCUGUAUUAUCAUUAAUUAAAGAAGUAAGACAUGUUCAAUACUUGUAUGUAAAUAGCAUAUUUUUUCAAAUACAUAUGUCAAACAAUAA